Betta splendens (Siamese fighting fish) is the source of this 2987-nucleotide messenger RNA. RefSeq names its product cytochrome P450 2J2-like. Lineage: Eukaryota; Metazoa; Chordata; Actinopteri; Anabantiformes; Osphronemidae. Gene Ontology annotation, molecular function: oxidoreductase activity, acting on paired donors, with incorporation or reduction of molecular oxygen, reduced flavin or flavoprotein as one donor, and incorporation of one atom of oxygen; heme binding; iron ion binding. The record is from RefSeq and is a predicted model, not a curated record. The coding region runs from base 325 to 1806 and encodes 493 amino acids. Gene Ontology annotation, biological process: xenobiotic metabolic process. The transcript has 9 exons. Gene Ontology annotation, cellular component: cytoplasm; intracellular membrane-bounded organelle.
GUCAGAAGGGAGUGUAUUCUUCUGUUUAUUCUUGAGUUUACUGCGUCAAAACUAUCCUCUUUAGGACAAAAGUCUCAAUGACAGGAGUUUCAAACAUGUUCCUCAAUAAAGACAUGCUGCUGUGGGACAGCUCCUUAUUAUAUACUGCACAGGCACAAGCCAGAUGUAAAGGUUCAAGCUGCAGCCUUGUUUUGAAUUCCAGAACAUCAGAAGUCAAAAGCCAAAAGCAUUACAUAACAUGUUACGUAAUGCUGUAAAAUUUUCAGUCCCUUGCAGUUAGCGCACAGACACUAUUGUGUGAGUCAGAGUAUAACUCCACUCAUCAUGAUCUCGCAGGUACUUUUUGGCUAUAUGGGCUUUGCUAGUUGGGUCUUGGUAGGUUUUUUAUUGUUACUUUUGAUUGAUGUGGUUAGAAACUGGAGGCCCAGAAACUUUCCCCCUGGACCCUGGGCUGUGCCUUUUAUAGGAAACAUCUUCACUGGACUUGACUUCAAAACAAUGGAGAAGCUUGCUCAGGAGCAUGGCCCAGUUUUCAGCUUGCGAAUAGGCAGUAAGAGAAUGGUAUUUGUUUCUGGAUAUAAGAUGGUCAAAGAGGCUCUCCUGAACCGUCUGGACUCCUUCAAUGAUCGACCUGUGUUCCCCCUCCUCCAUGUUGUCUUCAAGGGACUUGGCUUAAGCUUGAGCAAUGGUUACCUAUGGAAGAAACAGAGGAAGUUUGCCAACACUCACCUGCGUUACUUUGAAGAAGGACAGAAGUCACUAGAGAAAUAUAUCGAAGUGGAAAGUAACUUCAUUUGUGAAGCCUUCAAAGACGAACAAGGACAACCAUUCAAUCCUCACUACACCAUCAACAGUGCAGUGAGUAAUGUCAUCUCCUGUGUGGUCUUUGGACAUCGCUUUGAGUACAGUGAUCCCACCUACCGCAAGAUUCUGGAGCUGGACAGUGAGAUCUUUGUGCUCGCUGGGGCUUUUCAGACUCAGCUCUAUGAUGUGUUCCCUGGUUUGAUGAAGUACCUGCCCGGACCUCACCAUACUGUUCUUGCCAACUAUGCAAAAAUCAUCAAAUUCUUAAGUAACCAAAUACAGCGGCACCAGGAGGCGUGGAACCCAGAUAACCCUCGCGAUUACAUCGAUGUGUACUUGUCAGAGAUGGACAAGAAAAAAUCUGAUCCUAAGGCUGGAUUCAACAUAGAAAACCUGCAGAUUUGCACCAUUGACCUGAUUGAAGCUGGAACUGAAACUACUGCAACCACUUUACGCUGGGGCCUUGUAUUUAUGAUGAACUAUCCACAUAUCCAAGAGAAAGUCCAAGCAGAGAUCGACAGAGUGAUCGGACAGUCUCGUCAGCCCACAAUGGCCGACAGAUCCAACCUGCCCUACACUGAUGCUGUCAUCCAUGAGGUCCAGAGGGUGGGAAACAUUGCUCCCUUGGGAUUCCCCAGAAUGGCCAGUAAAGACACAACACUGGGAGGAUACUUCAUACCCAAGGGGACAAGUACUACGACAAUCCUUUCCUCUGUGCUCAAUGAUAAGAAUGAGUGGGAGACUCCAGAUAGUUUCAAUCCUGAGCAUUUCUUGGAUUCAAACGGUCAGUUCCGCAGGAGAGAGGCCUUCUUUCCAUUUUCAGCAGGUACACGUGUGUGUUUAGGGGAGAAUCUGGCCAAGAUGGAGUUGUUCCUCUUCUUUACGUCGCUCCUCCAACGCUUCACCUUCCGCCCUGUCCCUGGGGAAAUGCCCAGCUUGGAGGGUGUGAUGGGGUUCACUCAUUCCCCCAAGGCCUUCAGAACGCUUGCUGUGCCUCGCUGAUGUUCUUCUGACCAGGAUCUCCAUGUUUGUUUGAGCAUACAAAAAAAAAUCAUCUGUCCUACCAGAUUUCUACACUAAUAACAGUUACAAUCUUUCCUUAUAUGUUGUUCCUUUUAAUAGUAUUACACAGUGUUAGAAUUAAAAAAAAAUUGACUGUAAGCUCAGAAAUUACAGUUCAAUGUGAAAAUUAUAGUGGCCAUUUAUCAUUACUGAUAUGGGCCUAAGAUUCAUGAACAGUUAAAUGAUUGACAUUGUAAAUUACUGACAUUGUCACUCUAUUUAUUGAGUUAGUACUGAUUUGAUAACUUAGCACUAUUACGCUAAAGGACUCUGACAUGUUAUCUUUUAAUGUUUUUAUUAGUUUCAGCUUGUAUGGAUGAAAACAUACUUGUUUAGAUGCUGUUUUUGAUAAAUCAGGACUUUGUACUCAUCAGCUCUGUACUCUUUGCACUCAGACUAAUGAUGGAUACAAAUGUCCAAUUUGUGUAACAUUAUCUGUAAACUUAAACAUAUAUAAAGUAUUGGGAUAAUAAUAGCACUACAGUGAAAUAAAGUUUUAAAAAAUGUUAUGGUAAUCUUCUAUUGUACUAUAUGUGGCAACUGGCCUUUUCGGCCGCUAGGGGCCCUCUUGUGUUCUUUUGUCGGUAAUUUCAUGAGCCCAUUAUUUGUCGGUGCUCUGUAAUUAGAUCAUGAUAUCCACCUGUUUAUUUAGUAUUUAAGUCAUGCCUUUUGAUUUUAGUGUUGCUGGUAUGUUAAGGCGUAAGCUGCAAGCACGGCCGUUACUUAAAGUUAAAGAGACUAGUUUUUCUGUCUCGUGGAGUUUUGGUUUCAUUUGAUGCCUUGUCACCUGUGAAGGUUUGUGGUUGUCUUGUGUUUUCACAUCUUUAAUGUUUAGAAUUUACUGUAGUUGCCCGUCGUAAUUGUAUUUUAUUUAGUUCAGGCCUGUAAGAUUCAGAGCGUUUUGUGUCCAUCAUCUUGAUUAACCAGAGUCCUGUCUUUUGUCUUGUGUUUUAUGUUUAGGAUUUUGCCCAUUGAAUAAGGAGCGUAUUUAUUUUAUAAGUAGUGUGUUUUAGUCUUACCCUGCAUAGCAAUGAUUUUCAGUUCUUUCAUUUUUGUUUGAGUCUUAGUCCUGCCUUGCAGUGAGUUUGUUUGUGUUUAAUAAAUCAUUUAUGUUUACUGUA